Molecule: messenger RNA, 4459 nt
Organism: Nomia melanderi (Alkali bee)
Lineage: Eukaryota; Metazoa; Arthropoda; Insecta; Hymenoptera; Halictidae
Gene: Sas-4
Product: spindle assembly abnormal 4
Biological process (GO): centriole elongation; cilium assembly
Cellular component (GO): centriole; centrosome
Molecular function (GO): tubulin binding
Source: RefSeq, a predicted model, not a curated record
AGCAGUGCAGGUAACUAUUCCAUGUUGUUUGCGCGGUUCAAUUCACUCGUGUAUGACGUAUAUUUAUCACUUUUAAACUGUCAAACGAUUUAAAACAGAAACGAGUAUCUUCUGUAUUGCAUUGAUGUAAAAAUACGAGGACUAAUAUACGAAGUUUCGUUUUUGAUAUAUUCAUUUUCGUUUUUAUAAUCUUUUAUUCGUUGAUACACGUAUAUACCUGAAGAAACGUAUGAAUAUUUGACUGUUGAUUUUUCAUCUAUAAAUAUUUUUUAACAAAUGUUACAUUUGCUAAGUUUUAUUGCUGUAUAACAUUGUUCGAACAUUAAAAAGAAAAAAUAUACAUUAAUGUGAGAUAAAAAAUAUCAAGAAAAUAAAUUAGAAAAGGUAUUUAUAAUACUGUAUUUUUAUAAGGUUGCAAAAUUAUAUUCAUUUCUAUAUUUACAUGUACAUAUGUACGUGUAGAUUAUUUUCUACAAUGUAAAUAAUCUUGAAUAACAUUUAUUAUGUAUGUAAUGUAUCAUUAAACAUGGAUUUAGAAGCAACUAUAGUUGAACGAUUACAAAAGUUAAGACAAUGGCAAUUAGAACAACAAGAACGAUUAUUGAAAGAGCAACAAAUGCAGAGAGAAAUAUUAACUCAGAAACAAGAUUGUAUGUAUAAAGCACUUGAGUUAUCUCUACAAGAACUUGAUAUAAGUGAGAACGUAUUAGAUGUGAAUGAUUUGAAUAAAAUCAAAGGAAAUCCUGAGACCGAUAAUCAAGAUUUAGAAGAUCACAAUGAAUUGCAAAAUAUAGACAGUAGUAUAGAAAUGAUUAGUCAAAAUGUAAAUAAAUUUAACAAUCUGAUUCUUCAACAAACACCUCUUAAAGAUUUGGGUAAGGAGGCAGUUAUUCUUGAAAAUCAUGUAAAACAACAAUUGAAAGAGAAAAAUGAUACUAGCUUGACACUACUUUCACCACGACAAGAAAAAGAAGUGGAGAAAUUUAUUAUAGAUGGAGUAGCACCAUUGUCAUCUAAUAAGGCAUUAAUUAAUCGCAUGUGCAUAGAUGAUGUACCAAUUCCUUCACCAAAAAAAGAUUUUCAUACAUUACUUGAAGAAAGAUUAAAAGACUCUGACAAUAUAUCUACAGAAAAAUCUAAUGGUAAUUCAACAGCUAAAGUAAUAAAGAAACCAUUUUUGAAAAAAGGAGAAGGUUUGUCUAGAUUUAAAUUAAACAAAGAGUUGCCAACUUUCACUAUAAAAAGAAGAUCGCGAAGUGUAUCCUUUUCUACAUGCACACAAUCUGAUUCUAAGCAAUCUAAGAAUGUAUCUAAAUCUACUAAUAGUAAUAAAUCUACAAAAAAUGCACAACAGACAAACAGUUUAAAUCGUACAAAUGCAUCACAAAAGCAAUUGUGUUUGAAAAAUGUGCCUCUGCCAAAGAAAAAAGUUCGUAGUAAAUCAGAAUCUAGUACUUUAGUGACUAAAUUGGAGGAUUAUGUUAACAAUAUUAAAAAUACAGCAGAAUUAAAUACUUCAGACUUUCAUUCAGGAACACAGAAAGAAAUGGAAGAAGUAAGGAUAUUUGAAUUAUUAGAGGAAAAAGCAGAAAAUUCCAGUUUCUGUUCUACGUCUAGUACUGUUCUUGCAUUUUUACAACAGUCAACACCAUUCAAAGUAAAGAAACAUCAAAGUCCGAUAAUUAAAAAUUCCAAAAGUCAAUCUGUUUUAAAGUCCAAUCAAGCGUACAUGUGCACAACUCCUACUAAAAACAAUGAGUCUUUUCGUAACUAUAGUCUCAUUGUAAAUAAGAAAGAUUUACCUUCAAUGAAAGAUAAAAAUCCAUACAGUGCAAAAGCUUUUGAAGAUUUUAAAGAAAAUACUAAAAUAGAUGCAAGUAUAAAAAAAUAUGCAACAUUUAGAAAUCAAGUUCAAUCUAUGCAUAACGAAGAUAUUUCUUAUGAUGGGUCUAAUGUUGAGAAAGCUAAUGAUGUUAGUCUACAUGUGAGAUUUUCUGAGUACAAUGAAUAUAAAACCAUUGGAUCAUCAGACACAUCGUGUAUAUCAAUUGAAUCAUUAGCAAUAAAAGAUUCCUGUGAUAAACAGGUUUGGGAUGAUUCUGUAACUACAGAAGUAUCCGAUACAGAAAUGUUACCACAGUCCUCAACAGCUCAAGGUAAUAUUCAGAAUAGUAAUUAUAAAUUCACGUUUGAACAUUGCAAUGCACAAGGAAAAUUAAAUUAUGAAGCGCAAACACACAAAACUAUGGAACAAAAUAAUAGUUUUGAUCCUAAUGAGAAUAUACAUCAACAAGUUUAUUAUAAUGAUGAUUCAGAAUUUUCUGACACUACUGUUCAAACAUUGGAUAAUGAACAAGAUAUUUUAGAAGAAUAUAAAAAGAAUUUAAUAGUACAGAAUGUCAAUAAUUUUCAGAAUACUGGGAAUUCGAGAAAAUGUAUGGAACCAUGUAAUACUGGUGAAAGUAAGGAAUUACUAGAUAUUAAUAAUGAUUCAACUAUGAUUGAAGAUCAAAGAAGUGAAGAAAAUUUGCAGGAAACAGAUGAAAUUGUCUUCAAAUCAGAGCUUUUGAAGAAUCGUCUACUGGAACUAGAACAAGAAAUUAGUAUAUUCCGUAAAGAGAAUGCAGCUUUAUCUGCUCAACGUAAAAAAUUAUUGGAGGAUCAUAGAAAUUUACAUAAAGAAUAUGCAGAAAAAGAGAAAAAUUUGGAAGAAAGCAGAAAACAGAUGGAAGACCGUUUACAGGAAGAGAAGAAAAAGUUAAUUCGUGAAAAAUCUGCAUUGGAAAAUAGGAUGCGGGAUUCACAAGAAAAAGCUCAACAGAGUAAAUUAGAAAGACAAGAGAUACAAAAUUUAAAACAAGAAUUCGAAACAUUAAAAGAAGAGUUCCAGUUAAAGGAAAGUAGAUGGUAUGCUGCACAGUCUAGACAUAAAUGUCAAAUGAGGAUCUUGAAAAUGGAAAAUAGUAAGCUAAAACAGGAGAUUGAAAGAUUACAGAAUCUGAGGAAAAGUAAUGCUAGAAGCAAAGGAAAGCCUGGAAUCUUUUCAAAUACGAAAGCGAUUCAUCAAAUUAAUAAGCAAAUUGACAUGCAAAAUAAAGAGUCUAAAAGAACCAAUGACAACUCAUCAUCAGAUGAGAAAGACCAAAAGUUGCCAGAACCAGUGACAAAAAUAAUUGAUACAAAUGAAACUGAGAAUAUAGAAGAUGAGGAAUAUAAUUGUAAAAAUAAUAAUAGCAGCUCAAAUAAAAAAUUACAGAGGGGGCAGAUAAACGCGAUAAAUGUUGUUAAAAAACGUAAUUUAUAUGAAAAUCUGAUUAAGGAAGCAACAUCUGAUUUAUUAGAUGUUCAUGAACAGCUUCAUAUUGGAGGAAAUUUAAGUGAACCUAAAUCUGAUUUAGAUAAUGAAUCAAGGAAAUUAAAUAAAUCAGAAGAUGCUGUGAAGAAUAAUUCUGAAGAGUUAAUCAAGGAGUCUGAUAUUGCACGUUUCAAUGAUACCAAUUCGAACAGCAAUCUCCAAUUUCAUGUACAACAUGAAUGUGAACAGCUUAUAUCUCCACCUAGAAUCUCCCACAAGCAUCAUAAUCAAAAUCCAAUAUUAAUAUCGUCAGAUGAAUCAUCAUCAAAUGCUUGUGUAAAGAGAUCACCAUCCCAUCAAAGUAGUUCUGAUGUUAAUAAACAAGGUAUAAGACAAAUUCAACAUCCAGACGGACGUAUCGAGUAUUGGUAUCCGAAUGGAAAUGUUAAAAAGGUUUUCCCAGACCAAGGUUUGACUAAACUGAUAUAUUAUAAUGGAGAUGUACGUGAAACUAGUAAAGAAGGAAAAGUAAAAUAUUUCUAUGCGUCGACCCGAACGUGGCACACAACAAUGCCAGAUGGAUCAGAGAUUUUAGAGUUUACUGAUGGCCAAAUAGAAAGAAGACUGCAUGAUGGUGCUGUAGAAGUAUCCUUCCCAGAUGGUUCUAUACGAGUUUUAGGACCAGAUGGUACUGAAAAGUGGACCUUACCAGAUGGGACUUUAAUUCAAACAUUUGCUAAUGGUGAAAAAGUGUUUACCUUACCAAAUGGACAACAAGAAAUACAUACAAAAACUCAUAAGAGACGAGAAUAUCCUGAUGGUACAGUUAAGCUUAUUUAUCCCGACGGUACACAAGAAACACGAUACUCGAACGGUAGGAUACGGCUUAAAGAUAAAGAUGGCAAUCUUUUAAUGGAUUCAUAUCAAUGAAAUCUGUAAAAAGUAUAAAGAUAUUGCGACUAUAAAUAAUACUUAUUAAGUAGUGCAUUUAAAACAAUGUACAUUAUAUAUAAAUAUAUUUUAAAUACUUUUUAUACAUGUUCAGUUGUUAUAACUAGGUAUAAGUAAUGUUAAAGUAUUAUUUGUAUAAGUAAUAAUAGGACAAAUUUAGAUAAAUAAAAACUGCAUUUCACAAUUUUAUACUAUGAGGAAAUAAAAAUAAAU